AUGUCGGUCACCAAUGGUGAGAACGAGGUGAACUACGCGUCUGGUCCUCGCAGUUUGGAUGACACCUACCCGGCGACUGAGGCAGGUGUGGUUGACAACGCCAGUAUCUUUUCCGACUCGGUGGACUUCGACGCGGCUGAGAAGCCAGGGGCGCCGGCCGCUGCCACCACCAACGAACAAGAGGAACCGCCAGAGGAUUCAUGCACACUCGAGGCGCGUACCNAGAAGCCAGGGGCGCCGGCCGCUGCCACCACCAACGAACAAGAGGAACCGCCAGAGGAUUCAUGCACACUCGAGGCGCGUACCCUCCCCAAUGAGGCCGAGCAGGAACCGCCAGAACAUGAGCAGCACGCGAAGGCUGCCGUGAAGCCGCGGAAGACCCCGAUGCAGCAGCCAACGCGGUGGGAACCGGUGAGCUUGUCGGUGCCGCAGGACGACCCGGACGACGAGUUCGACAUUGGCACCGCGCAGAAGCCAGUAUUCUACGAUGAAGAGGAAGAGAAACCGAAGAACAUGUUCGAAAAUGGUGAGCCCGAUAUGAAGGGUGAAGUCGUUUCUUGUUUCGAUGAGCCCGGGCUACUCUACCGCAUUAUCGACAAGAAGAAGAAGACAUGGGCUUUUUACAACGACAGUCUCGCAUUCGAGGUUCACGUCAAGUGCACCUUUGGCAAGCACUCAAAGUUGGAGGCGCUGGAGAACACAACGAUGCACCGCGCCUCUGAUGGAAGCUAUAUUGCGGAGGUUGUUGUGUACCCUUGCGAGACGGAGAUGUUUGUCAAGGGCUUCGUAAACGGAUUCAACAGCUCUUUGCGUGCUUUGCCUCUCUCCGACGAAUACUAUGCGGAGCGACAGGCACUCCAACACAGUGGCGUUGUCGAAGUGGAAAUUGAAAAUGUGAGGGCGCUUGUCGGCGACGAGAGGGACUCGGCUAAAGUGGCGACGGCAUGCGCGGAGAAUAACUUACCAUUUGUGGAUCUGGAAUUUUUGCCUGAGCAGAAGAGCGUCGAAAUGGGAUCAGGAAGGCAGAUCAAGCAGGUACCAUGGUUCCGCCCGCGCAUGUACGUGCAUCCGUCGCUUGUGCAGCAAUUGCGCCUUUUCCGGAAGCCCAUUGUGCCAGGUGACGUGUCCCAAGGCGAGCUUGGUGACUGCUGGCUUAUGUGUGCCAUCGCAACACUCGAAGAGAAUCCGGAUGAUUUAAUGCAAUUAUUUCGCCACCCAGGCGGCGCUGAGGCUGCACGACGUGAACGGGAGUCUGGGGCUUACCGCGUUACACUCAACAAGAACGGUCUCUGGAACAGCAUUGUCGUCGAUGAUUAUGUUCCGGUUGUGGGAGGGACGCCGAAGUUUGCUCACAGCACGGACUCGUGCGAGCUGUGGCCCGCGAUUCUUGAGAAGGCGUAUGCGAAGAUGCACCAGAGCUACGGGAUGAUACAGUCCGGCGACCCCGUACACGCCCUCACUGAUAUGACAGGGUGUCCUUCCUCUCGCUUCGACGAUGCCUUCGCCACGGCGCAGAGGAAUGGAGGGAAGGAGCUCUUCCAGCAGUUGCAACAAUACCACGAGUCUGGUUAUCAAAUGAUCUUGACGACUGCUGGCAAGGCGCCCGCCUUCAUUGCUGGCACCAACACCCACACUCCCAUCUUCGCUGACAAUCCAGAGCUGGAGCAAAUCCUCGGUGGUACCGGACUCCUGCCUGGCCACGCGUACACCGUCCGCGCGGUACGCCACUUCCCCGAGAGUUGUGACUUGCGGCUGGUGAGGAUCUGCAACGUUUGGGGAUCCUCUGAAGAGUGGGACGGGCCGUGGUCUGCCAGCAGCAAGGAAUGGGAGAAGCACCCUGAAGUGGCCGACGUUUGCGCAGGCGAAGUGGACGACGGCAAGGCUGUCUGGAUGGACUGGGAGCACGUGCUCAAAUACUUCAAUGGUGGUGGUGUGCUGUAUCGCCACCCGGCAUACGACUACCGCAUCCCACUGAACUUCGCGGACUGCCGCCCCUCGCUCGUGCUAGAGGUGAGUGUGGACAGCCCUGUAUGGGUUUGCUUCAUUCUCUCUAACAUUAAUCAUCGCAGCCUCCUCUUCGAAAGCGACGAGGAGAGGGGAGCCUUCGAGUACCCACCGCUCAUGAUCUCUCUUUCCACAACGCAUGACAAGCAGCUGGGGACUCACAAGGUGAUCCGGAACACCUCUCUGGACGCGACGAAGCCGUCGCAGGAGAAGUGGACCUUCAUGCAGGCGCGGGAGAUAAGCAUGGUCUGCAAGCUCACCCCGGAGGAGUCGCCGUACCUUGUCAUUCCACGCAUGAUGGAGACGGAGGAGACAGUGUAUGGAAGCGCCGCGUGGUUUACGCAGCUGCACGACAAAGUCAGCCCGCUGCACUUCAUCAACCGAGACAAGACGAGCGCCGACACCUCAGCUGCAGAAGUGGCGGAGGUGCCGGUCGUGCUUGGCAUCCGCUGCUCGAAGCCCAUCGGCGAAGAUGGCUGCGGCGGUGUGCGCGUCAACUUCAAGCGUCUCGAUAACGCGAACGUAGUCUUCGAGAAUUUCCCCAAGUUCUCGGCGGAUACGGAGGCGGUGGAUGACGUGUACUACCAGGUGAAGGGGACCACGCAGGGCUUCGCGGAGGAGAGGGCGGGACCGGCGCUCUUCUGA
Molecule: messenger RNA, 2649 nt
Organism: Trypanosoma grayi
Lineage: Eukaryota; Euglenozoa; Kinetoplastea; Trypanosomatida; Trypanosomatidae
Product: calpain-like cysteine peptidase
Exons: 1
Coding region: 1-2649 (882 amino acids)
Biological process (GO): proteolysis
Molecular function (GO): calcium-dependent cysteine-type endopeptidase activity
Source: RefSeq, a predicted model, not a curated record